This is a messenger RNA of Fibroporia radiculosa, 1722 nucleotides long. RefSeq lists its product as uncharacterized. The transcript has 9 exons. The record is from RefSeq and is a predicted model, not a curated record. NCBI's taxonomy places the organism in Eukaryota, Fungi, Basidiomycota, Agaricomycetes, Polyporales, Fibroporiaceae. Gene Ontology annotation, molecular function: iron ion binding; monooxygenase activity; oxidoreductase activity, acting on paired donors, with incorporation or reduction of molecular oxygen. The coding region runs from base 1 to 1722 and encodes 573 amino acids.
AUGGCUUUCCUUUACGCCGAUGCUCUAUUUUUCGUCUGCAUCGCGCUCAUUACUGCGGUGAUUCAUCACUCUGCUCGAAGUCGCUCACUACCAGCUAGCCUUCCUCCAGGUCCGACAGGUAUCCCAAUUUUUGGGAAUAUGCUACAAAUCGCUCCGGCAAAACUGCAUACAAAGUUCAGAGAGUGGGCUUUGGAAUAUGGCAAGAUCUUCUAUCUCCGUCUGGGGCCUCAACCAGUCAUUGUGCUCAAUACUGCGGAGGCUGCAGAUGAGCUCCUCGCAAAUCGGAGUAAUAAGUACUCCAGUCGUGCCACGCCGCAUGUGGCUUAUGACAUACUGAGCGACGGCCAACGUCUGGCGUUUAAGCCAUACGAUAAGGUGUGGAAGACAAUGCGCAAGUGCCUUCAAGGUGCGAUAGGUCUUAAUCCGUCAAGGCGCGCUCGAAAAAUUCAAGAACUGGAGUCUCGGGUUUUGCUCCAUGAUUUACUCCAAUAUGGAGAUCAAACAUCACUCGGAAGUGCCGUUGAAGGGUUGCAUGAUAUGAUUUUGGAUCACCACUGGUUUGCUUUCGUUCGGAGAUAUACUACAAGUGUCGUUCUGUACAUAAUGUAUGGACAGCGGGUUCAUCAGCUUCGAGAUAAUCCCCAACUGCAUAAAAUCUAUGACGUCCUUAACAAUAUCGCAAAGAUGGCGGAACCAGGGGCUUAUCUUGCGGACGUUUUCCCUAUCCUCCGCGCUCUUCCUGAUUUCCUUGCGCCCUGGAGAGUGCACGCCCAAAAAAUGCAUCUAUGGCAAGUCCAUAUCCUACUGGAAAUGGAACUGUGGGGUGGUUUUCUCUCUAGCGCGAGGGACGCUCUACGAAAUGGAGUUGUCCGAUCAGGCUUUGUCGACUCAUAUCUACGCGCACGGGCAGAAGCUGGCCAUGAUGACGCGACUGGGAAUGGCUUAACCGACGAUGGUUGGAUGUGCGACAGACUCGUCGCAUAUGCUGCUGGUGGUAUCCUUGAAGCAGGCUCUGACACUACGGCCAGCACCAUUCAGUCCUUUUUGUUAUUUAUGCUCAGUUAUCCCCACGUUCUCCAUCGCGUGCAGGAGGAAAUCAAUGCAGUGGUGGGUUCUUCCAGGUUGCCCACUUUUGAAGACGAGGAAAAGCUGCCGUACCUAAUUGCCUGUAUCAAGGAGACGCUUAGAUGUCGUCCUCCGGCUAUCAUGGGCAUACCGCAUAAAGUGGAGGAAGACGACGUCUACGAGGGGCAUUUUAUUCCAAAAGGAUCUACGGUGAUCGGCAAUGUAUGGGCAAUCCAUAUGGAUCCUAUUCGCUUCCCAGACCCAAUGGUGUUCAAACCUGAGCGGUUUUACACAGAGGGAGAUCCCACAAAAUGGGGUGGAGGUCCUGAUGCGCUCCAUCGCUCUCACUAUGCGUUUGGCUGGGGUAGACGUUUUUGCCAAGGCAGCUAUAUCGCCGAAGCUUCGCUGUUCAUUACGCUCUCGCGUCUUAUCUGGGGAUUCAAUAUCUCUGCUUUAUUGGAUCCGAAGACGGGGAAGACAGUCGUUCCAGACAUCACAGAUGAGGCAAACUGGUGUGAUGGUAUAAUCACAGGACCAAAGCUUUACGGGGCGAAGUUCACAGCAAGAUCAGACCGGCAUGCCGAUCUGAUUCGGAAAAUGUAUGAAGAUGUGCAGCUGGAAUGGCAGAUGAUGGGGCUAGAGGGGGACAACCGAUGA